This is a messenger RNA of Tarenaya hassleriana, 2490 nucleotides long. Its product is annotated as putative pentatricopeptide repeat-containing protein At3g25970. Lineage: Eukaryota; Viridiplantae; Streptophyta; Magnoliopsida; Brassicales; Cleomaceae. Gene Ontology annotation, biological process: RNA modification. The record is from RefSeq and is a predicted model, not a curated record. The coding region runs from base 95 to 2206 and encodes 703 amino acids. Gene Ontology annotation, molecular function: protein binding; RNA binding. The transcript has a single exon.
UCAACGAACCGAACCCGCUAAUCGGUUCAGAAGCUUUUCGUUGUUCGGACCAUUUUUUCCUCAGAAAUGUCGGCGGCGAACUGAAAACAGAUGAAUGAAAUCAUUGGCCUCUCUUCUACAAAGCUCUUCUCUCUCACUCCACAAUCUUCUCGCCACACAUUGUCGAACCAUCAGAUGUGGUUGCAUCGCCGACAUUUACCUCUCGAACAGGGUUUUGGGCAACUACCUCAAUUGCGGGGAGUUUGGUCUUGCCCAGAAGCUGUUCGACGAAAUGCGUCACAGAGACUCUGUUUCGUGGAACACGAUGAUUGCUGGUUAUGCCAGCCGUGGGAAUCUGGUGAACGCUUGGGGUUUGUUUAGAUGCAUGAGAAGCUUAGGAUUUGACGUUCAUGGGCAUAGCUUCAGUAGUAUAUUGAAAGGGGUUGCUUACGCAGUAAGGUUUGAUCUUGGGCAGCAAGUGCAUUCUUUGGUAAUAAAGACGGGGCUUGGGUGUAAUCUCUUUGUGGGAAGUGCGCUCGUCGAUAUGUAUGCAAAAUGCGAAAGAGUUGAGGAUGCUCUUGAAGCUUUUCAGGAGAUCCCUGAACCUAAUUCUGUCUCCUGGAGCGGUUUGAUCGCUGGGUUUGUGAAAAUAGGAGAUAUCGAAAGUGCGUUUUGGUUGUUAAGACUUAUGGAGAUGGAGGAUGUGAAGCUUGAAGAUGGAACUUUUGCUCCAAUCCUUACACUGCUCGAUGAUCCGUGUUUUUAUGAUUUAUUAACGCAGGUUCAUGGUAAGGUUUUAAAACUCGGGCUCGACUAUGAAAGUACUGUGCGCAAUGCGAUGAUCACUUCUUACGCAGAGUGUGGUUCAAUUCUAGAUGCGAAGAGAGUUUUUGAUACUGCGGUUGGAUCAAGAGAUUUGGUUACCUGGAAUGCAACGCUUGCAGCUUUCUUUGUUCAUGAGCAAGAGGAACAUGCGCUUGAGCUGUUUCUUGAUAUGCAAGAGACAGGGAUCGGUCCUGACAUCUAUACUUACACCAGCAUCCUAAGUGCUUUGUCUGGAAAGGGAAGGCAAAUGCUCGGGAAAUCCUUGCAUGAUUUGGUUAUCAAGAAAGGACUAGAACAUGUAACUUCGGUGUCAAAUGCUCUGAUGAUGAUGUAUCUGCAAACCACUAACAGAACAAUGGAAGAUGCGGUCCGUGUAUUUGAAUCCUUGGAAUGUAAGGAUCUUGUUUCUUGGAAUUCCAUUUUGACUGGGUUCUCACAAAAGGGUCUGAGCCAGGACACGUUAAAGUUCUUCCGGCACUUGAUAUCAUCUGACAUAGAAGUCGACCAUUACUCCUUUUCUGCAGUACUUAGAUCAUGUUCGGAUCUUGCGACACUGCAAUUAGGUCAACAGGUUCAUGCCCUUGCAACUAAAUCGGGUUUCGAGUCCAACGAAUUUGUAGCCAGUUCUCUUAUCUUCAUGUACUCAAAGUGUGGGGUAAUCAUGGAUGCUCGAAAAUCUUUCGAGGAAACCUCCAAGGAUAGCACGAUAGCUUGGAACACGAUGAUUCUCGGGUACGCUCAGCAUGGUUCGGGUCAAGUUGCACUUGAUUUGUUCGCCCAGAUGAGGAACCGAAAUGUGAAACUCGACCACACGACAUUCACCGCUGUUCUAACGGCUUGUAGCCAUGUCGGGUUGGUUCAACAAGGCAUCGACCUCCUAAACACCAUGGAACCCGUCUUCAGAAUCUCACCGAGGGUGGAACAUUACGCUUGUGCAGUUGAUCUCCUAGGUCGAGCAGGAUUACUGAACAAAGCUAAGAACUUGAUAGAAUCCAUGCCAUUAAAACCCGAUCCAAUGGUGUGGAAAACCUUUCUCGGAGCUUGCAGGGCGUGCAGAGACAUAGAGCUUGCCACUCAAGUAGCUAAUCAUUUACUUGAAAUUGAGCCGGAAGAGCACUGUACGUAUGUAUUGCUCUCUGAUAUGUAUAGCCAGAUGAAGAAAUGGGAUGAGAAAGCGAAAGUGAAGAAGAUGAUGAGGGAGAGAGGUGUGAAGAAGGUUCCUGGUUGGAGUUGGAUUGAAGUUAGGAACAAAGUUCAUGCCUUUAAUGCAGAAGAUCGAUCUCACGUUCAUUGCAGAGAUAUUUAUUUGAUGCUUGGAGAUUUGGUUAAGGAAAUCCAGUGGUCUGAUUCCGACAAUGGGUUUGACGAAUCUCUUGUUCUUGGUUCUUAUCAAAACGCAUGAUGAUUCUGUCCAACUCAUCAUUUAGCUAUUUGUACUCUUCUUCUUCUUCUUCUUCUUCUUCUUUAGUUCUUCCUCGUUCGAGUCUCGGGAAUGUUCCUCGGAUCUAAAGAUGUUGCCCUUAGCGUUCCCAAGUUCUUGGAGAGAAUUUUGUCUAUAGAUAGAUGCAAGGGAAAAUCAUUCGAAGAUGGGACAUCGAAUUAUUCAGAUUGGUAUACUUUUGUUUCCAGGUGUGGUUACUUUGGUUUCGAUUCGUGUUGGUAUGAUUAUUUUUUAGGUUUAUUUUU